Messenger RNA from Phasianus colchicus (ring-necked pheasant), 650 nucleotides. Lineage: Eukaryota; Metazoa; Chordata; Aves; Galliformes; Phasianidae. The record is from RefSeq and is a predicted model, not a curated record.
ACCCCAGCCCCGACCCCAGCGCUGACCCCCGCCCCGCUGCGCUGUGCAGGAGGUGGCCAUGCGGAAGCUGGUGCGCACCGUCAUCAUCAACGACGACGACGAGGAUGAGGAGGACGACGAAGUCAGCGUCCAUCACCGCCACCACCAUCCCGGCUGCAGCGGCUCCGCGGACCCGGCCGAGUACAACCUGCGCUCCCGCACGGUGCUGUGCGGGACCUGCGGGCAGCCGGCCGACAAAAGCGGCGCCGCCGCCUCGUCGUCCUCGUCCACCUCCACCGUCACCGUCAGCCGCGGCUACCGCAGCUCCGGGGGCGGCAUCGGCGAGGGGCUGCUGGGCCGCUCCUACGUGCUGGGCGGCGCCGGGCCGCGGCGUCAGGCUCCGGCUCCGCAAGGCUGCAGCAUUAUGUAACGCCCCCCCGGCGCCCCCCUCAUUUUGGGCUCAUUUCCUCCCAAAGAAGCGCAAACCAAAGAACGGCUUUUUUUUGUCCUUCUCUUUUCUAUUCAAGUUUUGUACGGAGCUGCGCCCCCCCCCCCAGCGCCGGGAGCCGCUUCCCCUCUUUUUGUAAAGGGAAACAGAAUUUCUAUGAACCCCCCAAAACAGAGAUCUAUAUCUGAAAUAAGAAAUAAAAGCUUUUCUGCUCCAAAGCUCC